GAGCGGCGCAGGAGCAUUGGCUCGCCCAUGGCCCCCCGAGACGCAGAAAACACACUGGCCACGCCGCGGGCGCUCUCCAAGGGCGCGGCGUCGUCGACCGUGUCAAUUGCAAGCAGCAACGACGACACCAUGUCCAAGGCGGGCGACGGCGCGACGGACCGCCUCAAGAGCCGCCAGAACUCGGAAGACGGGCGCAGCGACGCGUCGUCGUCGCACCGCCGGCGCAUGUCGAAGCUGUUCAAGCCUCGCAAGAAGCGGCGGGCGUCGCUCUCGGCAUCCGUGUCGGCCUCUGGUAGCCAUGACGACCUGUUGCAGGCGGACCCUGACGAGCCUGUCCCGCCCGUUCCUGAGCUGAGGCGGCCGGACAUGGGCCAGCCAUACCAGAGCGACGACUCGCUGGGCCUCGCAAAGAGCGUCACCAGCAGCCUGCUCACCGACGACUCGGACGCCGAAACCCCACCAUCACAACCUCCGCUCAAGCGCCCCGGCAUAUCGCCGCAUCAAUCGCAUGCCGGCCUCCUGACGCUUUCGUCGCCCCUGAUCGCCUCCGAGACGCUCGAUUCCACCGAUUCCGCCAAUGCUACGCUCGUGAAUUCCCUUGCAUCCACCCAAGACGUCAGUGGCCGCAGCGCUAGCACCGGUGACGUUCCUGUCGCCAAGCGGGGAGUGUCGCCUGUCGGAAAGCUCAAAGAAGCAUUUGCCCCCAGCCGAAAGUCGACGGCCCCUGUUGCCUCCAAGGCUGGCGCUGAGACGGACACUGCGAGGCCAAGCACAAGCGGCGGAAUCGGCUCACUGUUUGGGGGGAAAAAGCGCGAAGCCAAAGCCGUCGACGAGCCUCUGCCAGCCUCACCACCGCAAAUCGUCAUCGGCAGACAGUCGCCAUCGAGUUCAUCGCCUAGAGCGCCGCCGCCCCAACGUAUUGUUACCGCCAAUCUACCCGCAACGCCUCCUAAUCUAGUCGAUGCACCUACGACCUUCAUAACUCCACCUACACCCACGGACGGAAACGCCACUUCGCCUACAGCGCCCAAGUCUCCGCCUGUGCAGUCAAAUCCAAAUAUCGUCGUGUCCCCUUCGGGGAACAUGAUAUCGCACCGACGCGCGAGAUCAGCAACAAAUCCUCCGAGCAAGCUAUCUCAAUCGUCCAUCCCGCCUCUAACGCCUCAUCUCGAAGAGACAAAAACCCCUGGAGGGACUGCUGUCUUGCCUCAAUCUGCUGGUGGCUCUGGUUUCUUCGCUUCCAUAUUCUCUGCCGCGCAGAACGCUGCUAAUAAUUUAACUGACACCAUCAACAUCAACCAAAACACAAAGCACAAGGCUAGCCAACAACUGCAAAAGGACGACAAGGAAACGGCAGACGGUGGCGAGGAGGUGAUUGGACCAAUCAACGCCGAUACAACUGCAGCGCAAGGCACUGAACAGCGUAGGCCAGCCAUCGAGACUUUGGGUUCUGGGAAUCUGAGUCUUGAACAACUUGGCAUUUCCGAUAACACGGAAUCCGGCUCCGUAUCUUCGACGAUAACCUUAGCCAUGCAGACAGACGAGGCCUCGGCCAAGGUCGAGGACAGGGCGGCUGCCCAGGCUGUUUCUGCCGCAUACGCAGGCGAAAAGGCUCCAUCGGUAUCCAGUGAGCGCCCGCGGUCGGCAACGGCCGUGUCUGGGCAAUCGGGCAAUGGCGCGGCCUCUCCUCCCCGACAAGCAGAGCUUACCGAUUCGCCGGCAUCUGUAGGACGACAAGGCAGUGUGCGCAGUCGCAUAAGCGCCGGCAGGCGGAGACGGCAUAGAGGCAGCUCUACAGGAAACACGCUGAAUGGAAUCGCUAGCGCAAGCACGAGUACGCUAGCCCCAAGUGCAGCACUGCAGAGCCAGCGCCUGAAUGGAACCGGUUUUGCAGUCGCACCGCCAAAACGAAACAAGGACUUUCACAAUCUUUUCAAGAGUGUUCCCGAGGACGACUACCUGAUUGAGGACUAUAGCGCUGCCCUCCAAAAGGAAAUUCUGCUCCACGGACGGUUGUAUGUUUCAGAAGGUCAUCUCUGCUUUUCCAGUAACAUCCUGGGAUGGGUCACCAACCUGGUCAUUAGCUUCGAUGAGGUUGUGUCUGUUGAGAAGAAGUCGACUGCGGUCCUUUUCCCGAAUGCCAUCGUCAUCCAGACUCUCCAUGCGCGCAAUGUCUUUGCAUCGUUCCUGUCUCGAGACUCGACCUACGACCUGAUUAUCGGCAUAUGGAAGAUAUCGCACCCCAACCUCAAGUCGUCUCUGAACGGUGUGACCCUGGACGGAUCGGGAGGCACAGGCGACAAGACUGAAAAGGCAGAAUCGGUUCCUAGUGAAGACGGAUCCAGUCAAGACUCAGACGACGAGGUGUACGACGAAGAUGCCGAAGACGACGAUGGCGUUGGCAGUUUUAUCGAGGCGGGCGAGGGUAGUGUCACUGGCAGUGAAGCUGGUUCUGUGGCUGCGGACACGACCCGAAAGGUCAGUGGUGCCGUAUCACAGGCUUACGGUGGCGGUGGAGACACUGCCGAUGCAGCGAAAGCUGCCGCAGCAGGUGGCGCUGCUGCUGCACAAGAUUUCCCUGGCUCGGUUGCCCACGCACCUACCGAGUGUGGUGACAAUGACCAACAUUACGAUAAGCUACUCAUCGACACUACAAUUCAGGCACCCCUGGGCAAGGUCUACAGCUUGAUGUUUGGGCCUGCUUCUGGCGUCUUCAUGCGCAAGUGGUUAGUCGAAGACCAAAAGUCUGCCGACCUCCAAAUGGAGGACGAUAAGAAGGGCUUGGGCGAAGACACCAAAACUUUCAACUAUUCAUACAUCAAGCCGCUGAAUGCGCCUGUUGGGCCAAAGCAAACCAAGUGCAACAUCUCGAUGACCCUGGAACAAUUCGACUUGGAAAAAGCUAUUAGUGUUCAAUGCAGCACAUCAACUCCGGAUGUACCCAAUGGAAGCAUUUUCCUCACCAAGACGAGAUACUGUCUGAUGUGGGGACCGGGAAACAGCACGCGGCUCAUCAUGACCUUUACCGUCGAAUGGAGCGGAAAGAGUUGGCUGAAAGGUCCUAUUGAGAAAGGUGCAAACGACGGCCAGAUGUCGUACGCAACCUCUCUCACCGCUGCUCUCCGCACCGCUGUAAGUGCCGCUAAAGCUGGUGCAUCGAAACCGGGCAAGGGGGGGAAGGGCAAGAAACGCUCCAAGGGCAACCUCCUGGACGAUGCUCCUGCGCCCACCUCAGCCCCUACGCCCGUCAGCCAAGCCCAGGAAAGCAACUGGGGCAUGCUGGAGCCUGUGCGCAGUUUAUUAGGCCCAGUCGCCGAUAUUCUCGAGUCUAUCAUCACUCCGCAAAUGAUUAUCUGGUUUCUGGCUGGUCUUUUGUUGUACACAUGGCUUUUCCGCGGUUCUACCGGAGUCACUGGCCCCAACCAAUGGUCACAUGCCCAACGACAGGUGGCCUACGAACAGAUUUGGCGUCAUGAAGAGUCGGAGCUGUGGGACUGGCUUGAAGAGAGGGUCGCCCUGGACAGAAUCCAGCAUACCGUGACUGCCACAAGGUUCCAGCCCGAAGCCGACAUGCAACAUCACAUUUCCCCCAGAGACAUGAAAGACCAAGACAUGGACGAAGCCAUCCGCGUAACCGAAGAGCGAUUAAGAGCACUAAAAGACGCUGUCGUCCGCCGACGAUCCGAGUCCCGCACCAUGAGCCCAAAGGAGAAGGAGACAUGAAGAGUGUGAAUAAGUGACACUUUGUGAGGAGUACA
Exserohilum turcica Et28A is the source of this 3758-nucleotide messenger RNA. RefSeq lists its product as uncharacterized. Gene Ontology annotation, biological process: intracellular sterol transport. Gene Ontology annotation, molecular function: sterol transfer activity; sterol binding. Gene Ontology annotation, cellular component: mitochondrion; endoplasmic reticulum-plasma membrane contact site; endoplasmic reticulum membrane. The coding region runs from base 28 to 3723 and encodes 1231 amino acids. The transcript is spliced from 3 exons. The record is from RefSeq and is a predicted model, not a curated record. NCBI's taxonomy places the organism in Eukaryota, Fungi, Ascomycota, Dothideomycetes, Pleosporales, Pleosporaceae.